AUGGAGGAGAAAAGGGGCCUUAAAUGGAACAAAAUCAAACUAACAACGGAGGAAGAGGAAGCGUUAGUGAUUGGGAACUCGGAUGAUGUCACCAACACUGUCAACAAUUGCCUUGUAGGCAGAGUCUUAACCCACGAGAAGAUCGACAUGACAGCCUUGAAAUCAACGAUGAAGUCCGAGUGGAGGUUCGCCAAGGGCUUAGACAUUAUAGAGUUAGGGAACUCCAUGGCUCUAUUCCAGUUCGCCAAUGCGAGGGAUAAAGCAAGAGUGUUGGAGGGGACACCAUGGGCGUUUCACAAGAACCUGUUAAUACUUUCAGAAUAUGACGGCAGUAUAACGCCGGAAUCGCUGGAGAUGAACCGGUGCUCCUUUUGGAUUCAAAUCUCCAAUCUGCCGCUAAAGUGGAUGAACCAGAGAGUGGGCGAGAGGAUCGGGGAUAAACUGGGAUGUUUUGAGGCGGUUGAAGUUGAUGAAAAUGGGAACGGUUGGGGGAGGUUUAUGAGGGUGAGAGUAAACAUUGAUGUCUCAAAACCUCUAAGGAGAUUUAUGAUUCUUGAACUCCAGAAGAGAGAAAGAUGCAGGGUUAUAUUAAGGUAUGAAAGGCUACCAAUUUUCUGUUUCAUUUGUGGAGUUUUAGGACAUAGUGAGAAAAGUUGCGGCAAUUCGGGCGAGGAAGAAGAGUCCCAAUAUGGGGUAUGGAUGAAAGCUCGCGAGCCUCGUAAAGAAGACAGGAAGAACAUAAUUGUGUGGAGAGACCGGACAAGUGGCCUGGCCAGCCCCGAGGUACUGGAUCUCACAGAAGAUGAGCUGAUUGAAAAGUUUGCAUUGGGUGUUCGCAUGGUUACUUCAUUCGCUCUAGCCAUCUCCUAUUCUUUCCCUCUCAAGUUAUAGAUCUUGAGGAUCUAUCCUCUGAAAUUCAAUUCGUUGUGGAGGAAAAGAACGAAAGAAGACAACGAGUUUGAGGAGGAGGCUGAUGAAGAAUAUUGUCUUUAAUUUGCAGGCUGUUUGAUUAAGUGAUUAGUGUUUUCAUUUGGUAAUGUUAUGGUUUGUUGCACUGUAAAUAUUGUUGCUCAUUCUCUAUUGCUUUAAACAAAAUGUAAUCAUUAUUAAUCUUACUUAAUUGGGUCUAAAAUAUGUUAUUGUUACACACAC
Molecule: messenger RNA, 1152 nt
Organism: Ipomoea triloba (trilobed morning glory)
Lineage: Eukaryota; Viridiplantae; Streptophyta; Magnoliopsida; Solanales; Convolvulaceae
Exons: 3
Coding region: 1-891 (296 amino acids)
Source: RefSeq, a predicted model, not a curated record